UGGGCCAGUAGCCGUUAUGUAAUCAGUUAAUCACCCAACUUUAAUUGGCAGCAAAUAUCUAAGUCUCCCAGCCAGCAACAUCACAGUCAUGUAGAGGCACUAGUUGGCAUUCAAUGGCUCUCCUUUGGAGUUUUAUUUUUAACUUUGACAGUCACUCCCUUAUCUGGCCAUUCAUUUGCACGUCUGUGCUUUUGUGAACCAGUCUACCAGGGCGAUGCCUUCUGCUCUCAGGGCCUUAACUGUCUUGUAUGUGCUUGCAGUUCUUGCUGGAAAUCAGGUGGAAGGGCGGCACCAUCAGCCUGAUUGUCCUUCUUUCUCGUGCGGUCUUCUUGGAAACAUAUCGUCUCCAUUUCGUCGGGCAAGUGAUCCACCUGGGUGCGGCUAUCGAUCUUACGAGCUGGUUUGCAGUGAUACCAAGGCUACGAUAUGCAUCGGCGGUGCAACUUACUAUGUGUCUGGUAUCAACUACAGUAAUUUUUCCUUCUGGGUUGUUGAUGCCGACUUGGAUUUACACAACAGCUGCCCUCUACCUCGGUGGAAUCCUCCAUACCCACACGACAACAUGGAAGUCGAAUUGGACCCCCUUGUAGAUACUCGGGCUUGCUUUGUAAAAUGCUCUCAGGAAGUAAAGGGCACUGGUACGUACAUGCCUGUUGCUUGCCUAAGCACCAACGAUUCUUUUGUUUACGUGCUAACUGGCCUCAGAUCUACAUACAUGGAGUACCUUCAACCUUCUUGUGGGUACUUGGCCGUGACUCCUCGACCUUGGGACAGUCCGACGCUAGAAAAUGCAAGUUAUGCAGAUGUUGUGAAAUCCAUGAGGACUGGAUUUGCUGUUUAUUUUCCUUUGAGAUAUACUAGGGAGACCAUCAAGGGAUGCCUAAGAGACAUUGUUCGCCCCUUCUAUGAAGUGCCAGUGUCGAGUGAGGGCAUCAAGCGACUUAUUACAUACAGUCUUCUGGCUGAUGGAUUUUCUUGGAUUAUUGUGUAUUUAAUACAGGUGUUCCCGGUUACAUCAUAAUAAUCAUCUUCUGGAUUCUGAAGUGGCUAGCAGGUAACUCAGAGUUUGUGCUCUUUAUUGCAGUUUGUUCAUCAUCACAUCUAUGCAAUCAUGUACCCACUAAACCCUAUAUAAACUUGUUUAUUCAGUGUUAUGCAGGUUCGUGUUGGCACCACUGGCUGUGUUGAUCUUCCUCGCCCACAAGUAUUGGAAAACGAGGAUCACGAUCGAUGCUGUCGAGAAGUUCCUCCGAAAGCAACAAAUGCUAGGUCCAAUGAGGUAUGCCUACACCGACAUCACAGCAAUUACAAGCCAUUUCAGAGAUAAGCUGGGCCAGGGAGGCUACGGCUCUGUGUUCAAGGGUGUGCUAUUGCCAGGCAAUGUUCAUGUC
Molecule: messenger RNA, 1391 nt
Organism: Aegilops tauschii subsp. strangulata
Lineage: Eukaryota; Viridiplantae; Streptophyta; Magnoliopsida; Poales; Poaceae
Source: RefSeq, a predicted model, not a curated record